AAAAAAAAAAAAAAAAAAAAAAAUAUGCAAGAAUAUUAUCACGCUUCCCAUAUAACUCAACCUUUUAAUUAUGUUUUUGAAUACGGUCUUUUCAUUCUUAUAAUGAUUAUUUUUUAUUCUACUUUAGAUUUAUCAAAGUUAAAGUUGAAACAUUAUGGGUUUCCACAGCAUGUAACAGGAAAUGAAAAGUGGACAACUGAUUUCAUUUAUCCAAAUCACUGGAAAAAUGGUUCAAUCGUUGAAGUUUCUCACAAGAUUGGACAAGAUAAUCAAACGCGUAUAAUAAUUCCUACAUCAAAAAUUUUUUUUUUGUUAGGAUAUGUGUUUAUGUUUUUUAUAUUAUCAUGGAUGUGGGAACCAGUAACUAAAAAUAUAGAAUGUGUUAAAACGUCUUCAACGCCCGAAUUAUAUUGAAUGUAAUUUUGGCAUUAUUUAGAUUUUUUUUUUCUUUUCUUUUACACACAUGCUAAUGAAUGAUUACUAGCUUACUAACAAAUCCAGAAAUAGAAAUAUUAAACUAUAUCCCGUUUAUAUCUGAAAAACAAAUAAAAACUAAUUGGUUCCGUCAAAAUACUUAAUUAAAUAUUAUCUUAUUAAGAUAAUUAAUAGUAAACUUACUAAUUAGCUUCCGGUAACAACUC
Messenger RNA from Rhizophagus irregularis DAOM 181602=DAOM 197198, 641 nucleotides. RefSeq lists its product as uncharacterized. The record is from RefSeq and is a predicted model, not a curated record. Lineage: Eukaryota; Fungi; Glomeromycota; Glomeromycetes; Glomerales; Glomeraceae.